AAAUUUGAUUGGUAUAACUAUAAAUAGGCAACUUUGUGUGUCACAUUAAAAAGCCCCUACUUUUCAUUUUCACCUAAACUAAUAAACCCCAAAACCCCUCCGCCCAAAAUGAGCGGAGCUCUAAUGAGGAACGCCGCCACAAUCCCACGCCAUCUCUUCAAGAAGUAUUCAAUCACAGAUAUCUUUCUUCUGCCCGACCCCAUACGAGCACCCCCACUCACUUUCGCAACAACCCAACAAUCUUCUAGACCUUUCCUUCGUUUUCCUCACUUUUUAAAGAAAGCCAAGGAGUUUGAACUCUCUCCUUCUUCAUUUUCCUCCGCUUUCUCUUCCUCUUCCUCUUCUUCUUCUUCUUCCUCUGCCGCUGCCAAGGAGGUUGGGAUUAUCAGUUGGUAUCUGGGCAUGGUUAAAUGUCGCCCUAUUCUAACAAAAAGUGUUACUUCUUCGCUUAUUUACAUCGCUGCUGAUUUGUCUUCUCAGACUAUAGCUAACAAAUCUUUGGACUCUUACGACUUCUUGAGGACUUUACGUAUGGCUGGAUAUGGACUGCUAGUUUUAGGACCUUCACUGCAUUUUUGGUUCAACUUUGUGUCAAAACUUUACCCAAAACGUGAUCUAUUAUCUACAUUGAAGAAAAUGGCUAUGGGACAGGGAAUAUAUGGACCUACGAUGACUGUGAUUUUCUUCUCCCUUAAUGCUCGUUUACAAGGCGAAACUGGCUCAGAGAUUGUUUCACGGUUAAAAAGAGACUUAAUCCCUACAUUGUUAAAUGGAGUUAUGUACUGGCCCAUGUGUGAUUUCAUCACUUUCAGAUUCAUUCCUGUCCAUCUUCAGCCAUUAGUGAGCAAUUCAUUUUCGUAUCUAUGGACUGUUUAUAUGACAUACAUGGCGGGCCGCGAGAAAGCAACUGUAACCACAGUUACAGCUGAUUGACCAAACAGACCACUCGCGUCCAAGCUUUUAACUUGAUUCUCAAAAGAAGGAAGCUUGCUCUUUCUUCUUCUACAAAACCAGUAAGGAUGAUGAUGUGAAUCAGAGAGCGACCUAUAUGCCUCUUCAAUUGAAGAAUUGAUUAAAAUGAAUCAUUUGUAGCUUAGUUUUGUUUACACUAGACUAAUCCCAACAGGGUUAUGUAAAGCAUUGGGUUCAAUUGUUUGAAGCCUUUUAAAAGAGUACUUUCACAAGCAUUUAUAUUGUUUAUUUAUUUAUUAAUUUUUCAGGCAUUUUCCUGAUUAGUUUCUUUUUAUUGUAUUUUCAAGUUUUUUCCAAUGCUAAUUUGGACAGGCAUUGUUUAUGUGAGUUUUGUUGGAAACUAACAUUUGUAUUUUCUUUCAAUAUAGUAUAUGAUAAUAAUCUUCUUUAUUGUACGGAACGAAAAA
Cannabis sativa is the source of this 1379-nucleotide messenger RNA. RefSeq names its product protein sym-1. The record is from RefSeq and is a predicted model, not a curated record. The transcript has 4 exons. Bases 109 to 933 code for a protein of 274 amino acids. Gene Ontology annotation, cellular component: cytoplasm; membrane. Lineage: Eukaryota; Viridiplantae; Streptophyta; Magnoliopsida; Rosales; Cannabaceae.